This is a messenger RNA of Fulvia fulva, 390 nucleotides long. RefSeq lists its product as uncharacterized. The record is from RefSeq and is a predicted model, not a curated record. Lineage: Eukaryota; Fungi; Ascomycota; Dothideomycetes; Mycosphaerellales; Mycosphaerellaceae. The transcript has a single exon. Bases 1 to 390 code for a protein of 129 amino acids.
AUGGAGUUCGACGAGACAUUCAAGUUCAGCGACAAAAAGUACGCACAGCGAGCCAGGGCCAUGACACCCACAACACUAUGGGAGCUGGAGCGAUCAACUUUGACCUCCAAAGUCAAAGCGGGCACUGGAAUCGGCGUCUCGACUUUGCUGUUACUCCCUACACUUGGCGUUUCUGGCGUAGGACUGGCAUACAGCAGCCGUGCUGUCGACAUCGCUCGCAGGAAAGUGAAGGCGGCCAAGGAAGAAAUCAAGCGCCGCAAUCUCCCUCCCUACGAUAAGACCAAGCGAGACUACACUAUACCGCUAGGCAUGACUUUCGCAGUGGUACCUGUUACUGGGGUCAUCGAUCUCUUCAGUCUCGGACUUGCUGGAGCAACUGAAGCCGUGUAA